This is a messenger RNA of Nilaparvata lugens (brown planthopper), 2475 nucleotides long. RefSeq lists its product as uncharacterized. NCBI's taxonomy places the organism in Eukaryota, Metazoa, Arthropoda, Insecta, Hemiptera, Delphacidae. The coding region runs from base 219 to 1559 and encodes 446 amino acids. The record is from RefSeq and is a predicted model, not a curated record. The transcript has 7 exons.
AAUCAAGGUGGAGCGAGUGAGACAGGGGAGUUUUUUAGCCAGCAUCCUUCAGGAUCCAGGACCCAGGACCCUUCCCGGGCAGGAGAUGAAAAGGAGGAUAUCCUCCAGGAUGAGGAUAGCUUCUCGCCGAGCUGGAAGUGGUGAACUAGAAGGAGGCAGCUGGUGAUACACCAUGUAUCCCCCCUUGUGAAAAAAUCAAGUGAAAACAGACAUUUAAGAUGGCGGGUUCCGUUUUAGUCACCCCCACCACUCUACCGGACAACCGUACAACACCAGUUAUUCUGAUGGCUUCAAAUGCCAGCGGAUAUCAGGAGGAUCACGACCUAGCUACUACCACUGCUGGUUUGACGGAAAAGCAGAGGAUAGUACUGGCCUGUGUCACCGCCCUACUCUUAGCUGUAUGUGCCAUUGUCAUAGGAUUUGUUCUUAGGAGAUUGAUGAGAAAGAGCAGCUCUAGCGGAGUGUACACCGUAGAAGCCAACUUUCCUCUGUGGCGAAAACGCAGUGAUGCCAACUCAGACGAUGUUUGCGCUCUGAACCAGCAGAGAGCAGCAUCUAUCUCCAAUGCUGCCAACCCCACAAACCUGAAAGACACACAACCAAACCAGCUAGCCUGGACAAGCACAGGCAUGACGACAUCAGACGGCCUUGUGACGUCAUCCGCUGAUGCCAUUGUGACGUCAUCGGGUGAUGUAAUUGUGACGUCAACAUCAUCAGGAGGCAUGACGUCAUCACAGAGUGGCCACACUGUCAUCACAAUGACCAUGCGCAACAACCAUCUCAUUGUUGAAACUGAGGAACCUAUCGACACCCCGCCACUGAGCACAAUGCCAGAUGACCAACCAGUGGAGGUGCAUCAAGAGCCGGCACCUCUGGCUGUGACGUCACUGGCAGACGUCCGCACUCGGCACCCAUACGUUGGCACCGGUCUCAGCCAGGCGGACAGUGAGGAGUCGGACGGCAACUCACCCAGGCACCCCUACAUGUAUGGAGGAGGGCAGAGCGGUAAGAAUACGGCAUCAGUCAAGGUGGCCGCACAACAUCAGCAACACGCAGCCACCGCUCAGCAACCGGCAACAAGUUGCUUAUCAACAAGUGGCAGCAACAAGUGUCACAGGAUGUCGCCGACUACGUCAUCAGUGUUGCACCGCCGCCACCGGCGGAGACAAAGUCUGGCAACACCGCCAAAGCGGAGACUGCGACAAAGUCGGCUGACGACACCGCCAAAGUGGAGACUGCGACAAAGUGUGACGACAGUGCCAAAGUGGAGACUUCGACAAAGUGUGACGACAGUGCCCAAGUGGAGACUGCGACAAAGUCAUCUGGUGACAGCGCCCAAGUGGAGACUGCGACAAAGUGUGACGACAACCGCAAAGCGGAGACUGCAACAAAGUCAGAACCGGACGUUACACCGACAACAUAGUUCGACAAACCAGUUGCAACAUGUUGUGGUGGCGAGUAGUGAGGCGGACGACCAAGAGUGGCAGCAUAUGAGACAGCUGGCGCGCUCACGGAGUGGUAUCAUUGUGCUGGACCAAAUGUCGUCAACAUCUGUUUAGGAAGUCACCUAAAAAAUUAUUUUUUAUGGCUUUGGAGUCCCUACUGAGAAGGUCCAACCUGACACUUGAGUAUAGGUGCAUAAUUUGAGGCCUCAUAAAUGUUAUACAUUAGCCAGGACCGACAGUUUAUCAUCAGAUAAAAUAGGAGUGUCCCAGUUAAAAUAUUUACAACUAAACAUGAUGUGAUUUUAGCAAAGGUGGUCAACUCUAUAGGGCAAUAAUUGAUCACAAAAUGACUUUAAAAUGAAAAUAAUGAUAGCAAUUAAAUAAAGCAAUUACGGGUGUAGUCUGUACAGUUUUGAGCUUCUUGAAAAAUGAAUUAAUUUUAAGAAAAUUUCAUAAGUUUCAUAAGGAGAGACCUAAUAGUGAAUAAGGAUUCUUGAAGUAAAAAUGCAAAAUAUCAUAGACAGUUCAGUCAUGAGAAUAUGUUUCAAAAUAGUAUUGGAGUAUAUAUAAUAAUAAUAUCGUGUGACCUGGCUGGCUGAGGUCUGGUGUCAGAGUUUUCAGGUCGCAACUGAUCAAUUUCAGGGCCUCUCACAUCACCUAACGACUGCUUUUUAGGCAGCCGGGACCGACGGCUUAAUGUGUCUAUCCGAAAUACGAGUAUUGGAGUAAGAGGGAUAUUAUAGUACAUUUUUUAAUAGUUGAGAUAAAAUGUUUUUGGUAGUUAAUUGUGUCUUUCAUAGCCAACAGUGUGGAGUUUGUGAAGGAUAGAGCUAUCUGUUUUGUCAAAUAAUAGACAAGGAUAGCAACAUCAAUGUAAAUCAGUUGCUGACUUUAUAACGUGAAACUCAACAUAGGAAGAUGAUACAGAGAUGAUACGAAGAUGAUACGGAAAUGACAAGAAGAUGAUACGGGAAUGACAAGAAGAUGAUACGGAAAUGACAAGAAGAUGAUACGGGAAUGACAAGAAGAU